Molecule: messenger RNA, 6081 nt
Organism: Fonsecaea pedrosoi CBS 271.37
Lineage: Eukaryota; Fungi; Ascomycota; Eurotiomycetes; Chaetothyriales; Herpotrichiellaceae
Exons: 1
Coding region: 1-6081 (2026 amino acids)
Biological process (GO): protein K11-linked ubiquitination; metaphase/anaphase transition of mitotic cell cycle; anaphase-promoting complex-dependent catabolic process
Cellular component (GO): anaphase-promoting complex
Molecular function (GO): molecular adaptor activity
Source: RefSeq, a predicted model, not a curated record
AUGAGUUCAAUCCAGUCGCUCGGCCUGCACGAACCGAGCGCUGUGCCCUAUCUUGUUUCCGCUUCGAUACUUCCUCCUGAUCCAUCGCCUUCACUGUACAAAUGGACACUCUCGCGCGUAUACGAGAAAAAUGCCUCAAAAUUGGUGGAAGAGGAGAUUCUCAUCACAGCACAUUGCGUGGUGUGGUCCAGGAACGGUGCAAUUGAAAGAGCGCUGAACCUCAGUGUUGAAGGGGAGACUAUUCUCCAUGCCUUUGUCACCCGCUUUGGUCAGCCUGGUACUGGCCAGAACAGUGGCCAACACCAGAAUGAACGUGUGAAGCCUGGGGACCGUGGUCUAGUGGUGGUGUUCAAAACUCAGGUUCACAUAUUCCUUCUCUCAGGCGACAGCUAUGUUUUCCCUCUGUCCUUCGAGGUUGAGUCUGCGUUUCCGUAUCCAUGCGGGUUCAUACUACAGCGCAAACUAAGCGAUAGGGAAUCUGGUGGCUUCGUUGAACAUGUCCACCAUGACCUCAGCACCAUCAAUGAGACUCUGACGUCUAUCGGAGACAACAGCUCUCGACCAUCAUUGAUCUUGCCAGAGAAGCGGCCCUCGGAUCCUCGACCACUAUCUUCCAGCGCCAGUGGUAUGCCUAGGACCUUUUCAUUCACUGAAAUCAUGUCAGAACUCGGUCUCGUGGUGUGGAGCCCCAACCGGAAAGGCGAAGCCCUCGAGGAAUGCAAUGCUCUCCCUCGUUCAGAGAAGUUAAUCUACAUCACUGCUGGCGACGAAGUCGGCUCUGAAAAGGCAAGUGAUCGACCGGUCUGCAUGGCAUUGACUUUCAACGAAAAAACUGCUACCUUCACUCUCUGGCAUGUAAGCGGAGAUGCCAUGAGCGAGCAACAACAAGCACGAAGCAAGCAGGAUGGUAACGCCAAAUCUCGCGCAUCUUUGAGGAAGAGUUCCAACAUCUAUGGCCGAGACCAUGGCACCCUCAGGGAAAGCCUUUUAGGCUCACGGCCUCCACACCCAGACGGUGGGCCGUUCUCGUCUUUGGAGGAGCAAAAGUCCUUUCCAGUAAAUGAUCUGGCUUCUCAACUAGGGCCCGAAUUUGGCGACGUCGGAGUGCAAACCCGAUCAGCCCGCAGAGUCAGCUCAAUGCUGGCACGCACGGAUUUGGGUCCCGCAACCGAUCGAAACACAUUCAAUGACCUUGCAAUGGGCCAUGCAGGCCGACAGAGUCUGAAUCGGGCGGGCAGACGAGGCGAGUCAAUCGGCAGCUUCAAUGAUCGGCAGAGCUUUGGUUUUCGACGGAGGAGCUCCUUCCCGACAAAUGCAUCGAUCCUAAGUAAUGGAACUUCAUUCUUGGAUAUUUCGGCUCGGGCUCUGUUAGAGGAGUUUGACCCAUUACGGCAAUCCACGCGCCUCGAAGAUGAUACCUUUGACGGCCCAGAAACUAAUUUACCUAAGAGCGUCGGUUUCUUCAAGGUCAAAAGCUUCCCCAGACGGCAGUCAGCUCCCGAGUCCAAAUCAGCAUUCGAAACAAAAGUUUUGCAGCUGAGCAGGGGCACCUCAUUCGAGCAGGAUGGUAAGCAGACAAGGGACGUCUACCUUUGCGUACUGGACAAGAGCACACAGGAAAUGACCAUCAUCAGGGUUUUGGUCAAACGACAUAUCUACGGCGGUACAAGAAAAUCGACCGUGUCCGAGCAUUCUUUGGAGCUCAAAGCUGUUGAAGUCCGCAGCUUACCGGGCAUAAAGGACGCCUGCACAGUCGUGGAUAGAUCUAUUCAGCGAUUAGUCGUCCUAACACAGUCCCGGUCACAGAUGAUUGGCUUGCAGCUCGAGUCGCCAUGGUCUCCGUCUUUCCAAAUCGGACUUCCUGUUCGAUACGCAAUCUACGACCCGCUUGUGAGCCCUCAGCCAUAUAGCCCUAGGAAAGACAAAGACACGGGAAUCAGGAGGGCCAUACCGGCGAAAGAUGUACAAAUUCAAGCCUUGUUUGACUCGGGCAUUCAAGCACAGAUCUACGUUGUUGAUCAAGACAAGCGCCGACAUGCGCUGGGAAUCCAACUUGCUCCUCAAGAUCCUCUCGUGCAAAAGGUUCUCAACAUGUGCAACAUGGUGCUAGGUCCAAACCAACAGGAAAGCCUUCUCGUUGCCUUUUGGGAGGUGGCGAGGUGGUUGAAAGGCAGGGAAACACCAGUGACCUCUGAAUGGACUGCACUGCUGGUAGUGCUCUUCUCGCUUGGGGUGCCUUUCAUCAGCAGUCAGCAUUCGCAGUCCACACCAACGCGUCGUCGGACCAAAACUGCUUUUCUUCGGUCCAGUAGCGGAAGUGCCAUCGACCUUACUAAUUACAACCUCAUGCAUCAUGCGGGGGACGAAAUGCCCCAAGCAUUAGGAAUGCAAGCGCCUGCUUGGGAAUGGAUGUCUCAGAAACCCCUCGAAACAGCAACAGUCACUCCAAAAUCAAAGCACUCAAGGGCGGCCAGUGCCACAUCUUUUCAAGAACGUGCCCCGGAGAAGAAGAACGCGUUUCUGCUCACAUGCAUCGCACUGGCAAGAGAGUAUACCCAGACUGCCAUCGGGGAAAGCGCCCUUGGACCGGAGGGCUAUUUGCCAACUUCGAUCAACAGAGAGCGAGAACAGCGAUGCAAUGCCAUACCCAGCAUUUUGCUCGGACUUCAUCUCCUUUACGAGGAAGACAAACUCAACACACUGGCAAAUCCUGGCCGGAAGGAUACAAGAACCCAUUUAUUGGUCGCUCUCGUACAGCUGGGUUUGUGGCUAGGAUGGACAGACUGGACCGCUGGGAGCAACACUUACUACGGGCACGAAUCAGCACAAGUCGCUGAAUACGUGUUCGACAACUCUUUACUCGAUGGUCUCCGAAUUCCAGCCCAACCAUUUCCACCGCCGUCGAUCUACGAGCAUUAUGAAAAGUGGAUCAAAGGAAUUUCACCUGCUCCAUUUUUGACCUUGACUCGUUUAUCUGGUUUGCCGGAGCUGAGCAACCAUGACCAUCCAUUGUGGUGGCAGGCAGCAAGUCUGACGCCCCGAACGUUAGAACUCCUGACCUUCAUGGAUCAAGCUAAGGACCAGCUCAGUCCCCACAAAGCAGUCGCAGCUUUGCUUCGGUCAGGCUUGAACGAGCGCAUCUUGAGCACUCUUCCUGACGGAGUAGCUGCCGCAUUCCAUCAAACAAUUGCAUCAUACCGGUAUAGGGCGGACAAAAUUGGAGACCAGGUGAAUCAACUGAUCCUGGGACGCGAUGCUGCAUCGCACCGAGGUUACGAUCUAUCUCACCAUUCGUACAAGCCACACUUGGUGCUACCACCAUCACACGAAGCUGUAAAGGACUAUCACACCGUGUGCUCCUCUGCAACCGAGACGGAAACCCUUCAAAGAUGGGACGCAUCUUCUGAAGCCGACCGACAUGCUAUUAGCCGGUUGAUAUUUAACGAGGACCGUCGCUUCUCAGAAGCUUCUAAGCUUGUCAAUCAGAGCCGACCUCCCGUCGUGGAGUGCACACCCGAGCCUGGCUGGAGUGAUGUGGACAUGUUAGAGGCGCAAAAGGAACUAGCACAGUAUGUCACCCUCAGAACAUUGUCUGUGGCUGCAGGGCGAGGUAUGAUGCAUUUUAGUGGGCGCGUCCCCUUGCUCACAGAAAGGGUGCCCUCGCCCGCAUUCAGUCUGCAAUGUAUCAUGAAACCUCGUAACGCGAGUGAGGGGGCUCAAGCCAUGACUUUCAGCGCCGACAAAGCCACCUAUACAGAAGAGAAGGUGUGUUGGGCAUUCUUCCACAACGGCGCUUCGACGGGCCUCAUGAUCUCGACCGAUGCCAAAGGAAUCAACACCUCGUGGAUACAAUUCAACAAGCCGCCUGACUUGACAAACCGUCAUGCUGGAUUCUUGCUUGCUCUUGGUCUCAACGGACAUCUGCGAACACUAGCCAAAUGGGUUGCAUUCAAGUACCUCACCCCCAAGCACACGAUGACAUCCGUCGGACUCUUACUCGGACUAUCAGCCUCUUUCCUAGGGACCAUGGACACCUUGAUCACACGGCUGCUCUCGGUCCACGUCACACGUCUACUGCCGCCUGGCGCAGCCGAACUCAAUCUAUCUCCGUUGACACAAACCACUGGAAUUAUGGGGAUUGGGCUUUUGUAUUGUAAUUCUCAGCACCGUCGCAUGUCUGAAGUCAUGCUGUCAGAAAUUGAGAACGAUGAUCCCGAGGAGGGUGUUGCAUUGGACAACGUGCUUCGCGAUGAGGGUUACCGCCUGGCCGCCGGAUUUUCGUUAGGGCUCAUCAAUCUCGGGCAGGGCAAACGCCUUCAUGGACUCCAUGAUAUGGGUGUUGUUGAACGCCUUCUCACCAUCGCCGUGGGCACGAAGAAUGUGAAUAUGGUCCAUGUCCUCGACCGUGCAACGGCAGGUGCUGUCAUGGCCAUCGCUUUCAUUUUCAUGAAAACCAACGAUAGAGCAAUCGCGCAGAAAGUCGAUAUUCCAGAUACAUUGCACCAGUUCGACUAUGUGCGACCAGAUAUAUUCCUUCUUCGGACUCUUGCGCGGCACCUGAUCAUGUGGGACUCGAUUCAACCCACGGACGCUUUUAUCGGUAUGUCGCUUCCCGAGCCCUACAGGUCGAGAAUCGAUUUGAAGGCUACGAAGUUUCUCAGCACUGAAGACAUGCCGUUCUUCAACAUUAUUGCCGGGGUCUGUUUUGCCAUUGGACUGAGAUUUGCGGGCUCUCAACGACAAGACGUUCGCGAUCUUCUCGUCUCUUACUUGGACAAUUUCAUCCGCCUAAGCCGUCUGCCUGCGCAUAACUACGAUGCACAAAUUACCCUCAACAGCGUACGCAACUGCCUCGACACCCUAGCCCUGGCUUCAGCCACCGUUAUGGCUGGUUCAGGCGAUUUAGUCGUUAUGCGCCGUCUGCGUGCUCUUCAUGGACGUACCGAUAAAGAUACGCCGUUCGGAAGCCAUUUAGCGGCACAUAUGGCGCUUGGUGCAUUGUUCCUAGCUGGCGGCACACGGACCUUUGGAACCUCAAAUCUAGGAAUUGCGAGCCUGUGUAUCGCCUUCUAUCCGAUCUUUCCAAAUGACGUCCUCGACAACCGCGGCCAUCUUCAAGCUUUGCGGCAUCUAUGGGUGCUUGCUGCCGAGGGGCGCUGUCUCGUGGCAAGAGACGGUGAUGCAGGCGGCUCUGUCUCGGGUGGCAUAACCGGCCGCAUCAACCUGAAAAAUGGUGAGACGCAGACAAUCCCCUUGCCAGGAUUGAUACCAGAAUUCGACACCAUUAAAUCCAUAGACAUCAAGGGCGAGGGCUUCUGGGAUGGUCACCUCGACUUUGAAGCUGGAGGUCAAGCGCUGCGAGAAAAGAUCAAGAGCGAAAAUGCCGUGAAUGUGGUCCUUCGGCGCCGGACAGUCUACGACGAGCCCCCGAAGAAUCUUUUCAUGGCGGAAUUGCAAGCAAAGGCUUUGGCAAUGGGAAUUCCAAGUAUUGAUCCCAAUGCUUUUCCUUCCUAUAUUAGUACGUUCGCCUCCAGCUCUGUACCUGGAGCUGGCAUUGCUGCGAGCGCCGCGAGGUCGACAACUCCGAACCCAUUCGAGUGGAUUUUCGAGAUUGGGCCUCUCAGGGACUUUGACCAUGCGGAACGAGCGCUGAUUCUGGGUCCCACACCGAUAGAUGGGAAGGAAACGAGCAGAGCUACAGUUGUGGAUUCCCGACUCGAGUUUGAACAAGGAGUUCUCCCUCGGAACGAUCCUGUGAGCCAAAACGGUGGGACGGGCAAUGGUCAGAUUGAUAAGGACAAACUGUGGCAGUUGAGGUUGUUGUUCGCCUGGUUGGAUCGAUGGGAAAGAGAGGAUGAGGAGCAUGAUCGGAGAAAACAAAUAACCGAGCGGGUUGAGGGAAGUCCUAGAGGGGGGGACCGUGGCAAUGACAACGCGGACAAAUGGUUCUCGGACAGGGGAGGGACCUGGCUGAGAAGAGAGGUGAUCGAGAAGCUGAAGUGGAGGGUGUGGAAUUUGACGACAGGGUCCAACGACGAGGAUUAUGGGGCGAGAGACUAUGACGCCAACGAGAUGUUGUGA